CAUGAACCUUAUUCUCCGGAGUAGAUCAACCUCAUUCAACACAACAGGAUGAGCAGUGGUUUAGUUGUAGUUGUACUGCUGGGUCUGUGUGUCGGAGUUCUAUCCUUAGAACAAGAAGAUUUCAACCAACACAUGGAUUACUCCCUGAAUAGAAUGGAUCCUCUAGAGCGUAGAGCUGGAUUUGUUGGCAUGAGAGGACGCAGAACCCCUGACAUUGAUCUGAUGGUGAAGCGACCAUCCUUCACAGGAAUGCGAGGGAAGAAAGCUCCAUUUAACGGUAUGCGAGGCAAGAAAUCAAUCAGUAAUAUCUCAAACGGACUAAAAUUCAAGGGAGCUGAGAGUCCAGGAAGUGUCUGGAAAAGAUUCUUGAACUACCAGCGAAGGAACCCAAGUGGGUUUGUGGGCAUGAGAGGCUGAACCGACAAAUAUUAUAUUUAUAAAAAUAUUAAUCAAAAUUCGUAAAUUAUUAAAACUCAAUAGAUAUAUUCGUGUGUGAUGAUCUCUUAAAUAAAUCUCAUUGGUCUCCAA
Molecule: messenger RNA, 528 nt
Organism: Eurytemora carolleeae
Lineage: Eukaryota; Metazoa; Arthropoda; Copepoda; Calanoida; Temoridae
Product: tachykinins
Exons: 5
Coding region: 49-417 (122 amino acids)
Source: RefSeq, a predicted model, not a curated record